This is a messenger RNA of Cloeon dipterum, 2186 nucleotides long. RefSeq names its product tyrosine decarboxylase-like. The transcript is spliced from 5 exons. The record is from RefSeq and is a predicted model, not a curated record. NCBI's taxonomy places the organism in Eukaryota, Metazoa, Arthropoda, Insecta, Ephemeroptera, Baetidae. Gene Ontology annotation, molecular function: pyridoxal phosphate binding; carboxy-lyase activity. The coding region runs from base 148 to 1950 and encodes 600 amino acids. Gene Ontology annotation, biological process: amino acid metabolic process. Gene Ontology annotation, cellular component: cytoplasm.
GGUAUAUCAAUAGCUGCGCUGCAUGAAAGGAAAGGGAAAAACAGGACGAGUCCCAUGUGAUCAGCUUAUCCAGUUUUAUCAAAAUUUUCCCAGCGAAAAUUGUUACAAUUAGCCGAUUUCGCUAACAAUGCGAAGAGCGCGGUGCCCAUGACGACAAUAGCGCUGGAAUUCCCUCCACUGGAGCCGCGAGGUGGGGCUUAUAAAAGAGCGGCGGGAAGCUUGGGUGGGCACCAUUACUUCACAGCAGUUCAGUGCAGACCAACCUUUGGUGGACUGGGCCAACACACAACGGACACCAAGAUGAACGUGGAGGACUUCAGGAAGAAUGGCAAGGAGAUGAUCGACUACAUCUGCGACUACGUCGGCGGUAUUAGCGAGCGCAGGGUGACGCCGGCCGUCGAGCCGGGCUACCUGCGGCCGCUGCUGCCGUCGACGGCGCCGCUCAAGCCCGAGUCGUGGUCGGACAUCAUGGCCGACGUCGAGGAGAAGAUCAUGCCCGGUGUGACCCACUGGCAGCAUCCGCGCUUCCACGCCUACUUUCCCUCAGGAAACUCGUUCCCUUCGAUCCUCGGGGACAUGCUGAGCGACGCCAUCGGAUGCAUCGGCUUCUCGUGGGCCGCCAGCCCCGCCUGCACCGAGCUCGAGACCAUCGUGCUCGACUGGCUGGGACAGGCCAUCGGACUGCCAAAGGAGUUCCUCGCCUUCUCCGAGGGUAGCAAGGGCGGCGGUGUUAUUCAGACCUGCGCCAGUGAGUGCGUGCUUGUGAGCAUGCUGGCCGCCCGCGAGCAGGCCAUCCUGAAGCUGAAGCAGGACAACCCCAACGGCACCGACGGCGAGUUGCUCAACACCUUGGUCGCUUACUGCAGCAAGGAGGCACACUCGUGCGUCGAGAAGGCGGCCAAAAUCUGCAUGGUCAAGUUGCGUAUCCUCGAUCCGGACAACCAGUGCAGCCUGCGCGGAAACACAGUCAGAGAUGCCAUGCAUGCUGAUAUGGAGAGCGGCCUGACCCCAUUCUUCAUGUCGACGACCCUUGGAUCGACCUCUUGCUGCUCGUUCGACAACCUGGUCGAGAUCGGACCCGUGUGCAGCGACCUGGACGUGUGGAUGCACGUGGACAGCGCGUACGCGGGCAACGCGUUCAUCUGCGAGGAGUUCAAGCCGCUGAUGCGCGGCAUCGAGCACGCGUCGUCGUUCAACACCAACCCCAACAAGUGGCUACUGACCAACUUCGACUGCUCCACCAUGUGGGUACGCGACAGGUUCAAGCUGACGCAGGCGCUGGUGGUGGACCCGCUGUACCUGCAGCACAACUACAGCGCCCAGAGCAUCGACUACCGCCACUGGGGCGUGCCCCUCAGCCGCCGCUUCAGGGCGCUCAAGCUGUGGUUCGUGCUGCGCUCCUACGGCAUUGACGGCCUCCAGAGGUACAUCAGGAACCACUGCACGCUCGCAAAGCGAUUCGAGCAGCUUGUGCUCAAGGACAGCCGCUUCGAGGUCGCCAAUGACGUCAAGAUGGGCCUCGUUUGCUUCCGUCUUAAGGGCGAAGACAAGCUGACCCAGGAGCUGCUGGCCAAAAUCAACAUUUCAGGCCAACUCCACAUGAUCCCCUCCCUCGUGAACAACAGAUACAUCAUCCGCUUCUGCGUCACCGCGGAACACGCCACAGAAAAUGAUAUUGAUUUCGCGUGGUCUGUGGUGAGCGAUAUGGCGGCCGAGAUUCUCAGCGACCCUAACAACAGACAGCGCCGCCAGUCGCUACUCAAGAGGCGUCUCAGCUUCGUCCGAAGCGUGUCCCGCGAUGUGUUCCAAAGGUCCAAUUCGAGGAGCAGUCUCUACGACGGCUGUUCGCCCGUCAUCAUCUUGGACGAAAACGAUUUGGAGAUUAAGGAGGACGUAUUCACCUUCGCGCCGAUGAAGGAGGAGCUCAACGAGGAGAUCAAAUCCAAGUGAACGCGAGUCUGUUACGCGUCUGCAAAGCUUUUCUGUGAUACUCAUUAUUCAUUCAAUUAUUUGAAUUAUUUAUAUUAUUCUCAUCAUUAUUUAAUAUCGAUUUCUCCCAGACGUGAUUGUCGACUUUAUAUCAAAAAUGGGAAUGGGAACGAUUUGUAGUUGUGAUCAAAUCGCUAAACGUCAUAUUUUGUACUUUGCCAGUAAGUUAAAUAAAAAAUAGGUUUACCGGUUUAAAA